This is a messenger RNA of Pseudocercospora fijiensis CIRAD86, 557 nucleotides long. RefSeq lists its product as uncharacterized. The record is from RefSeq and is a predicted model, not a curated record. NCBI's taxonomy places the organism in Eukaryota, Fungi, Ascomycota, Dothideomycetes, Mycosphaerellales, Mycosphaerellaceae. The transcript is spliced from 5 exons. The annotation marks the transcript as partial.
AUGCCUUCAACCUACCUCGUCUUCGGCGCAACAGGUGGUACAGGCAGUGAUUUCGUCGUUUGUAUGCUUGGCGAGAAGGAGGUGCAGAAGACGAGGAAGAUAUGUGUGGAGUUUGUCAAAGACCGACUUGUGCCAAGUAUGAGGAGGUGUGGCUUCAAAGGCAGAUUCCUCUACCAAGCUGGUGGCCUGACUUGUCCUCCCGGGGAGAGUCUGAGUUGGACGCUUUGGACAAUCCGCAACACUAUCGCCAGAGGUUUUAUCGGUCAGCAUGAGGAUAAUGAAGCUGUUAUGGAGUUUUUGCAUAAAGAGUGUGGGGAUUUGGAGUGGAUGGUGCAUUUGGCGGGUAUUGGUGGAGAUGGAGCGACGAAAGGAAGGUUGGAGAGGAGCAAGGAGAAGUUUAGCAUUGGCAAUCAUAGGGAUUGCGCGGAGUUUAGUUUGAGAGUGAUGGAGCACGAUGAAGCCGUUCGGGGAUGGUGGUUUAGUCGGCGCUUGUCCUGGGCAUGGCAGAUGUUCGAGCUGUACGGGAGCAGGCAUGAUCAAGUCAUAGGAUGUGAUGU